This is a messenger RNA of Saxophila tyrrhenica, 954 nucleotides long. RefSeq lists its product as uncharacterized. Gene Ontology annotation, molecular function: phosphatidate phosphatase activity. Lineage: Eukaryota; Fungi; Ascomycota; Dothideomycetes; Mycosphaerellales; Extremaceae. The transcript has a single exon. The record is from RefSeq and is a predicted model, not a curated record. Gene Ontology annotation, biological process: phospholipid metabolic process. Bases 1 to 954 code for a protein of 317 amino acids.
AUGGCCACCGCCCAACGCGAAGACGUCCGCCACGGCCGCAAAGCGCGCAUGUCCCCUUCCAACGACACUGGCCUCCUCGAGACCCUCCAGCGCUUCUGGCACAAGAGCUACGCCGGCGACUAUACCGCCUUUAUCCUCCUCGUCGUGCUCGAGGUUCUUCUCAAAGUCUUUGACGAGCCGUUCCACCAACUGUUCCGACUCGACGAUCCGCGGAUACAAUACCCGCAUGCGGAGGUCGAGAGGGUGCCGGUGUUCUGGCUCUUCUUCUACGCGGGUGGACUGCCGUUGAUAAUAGUGGUGGUGUGGACGUUGAUCUGGAGGCGGGAUGUGCAUAAAGCGCAUGUGUCGAUACUGGGGCUAGCGACGAGUGUGCUGCUCACCAGCUUUCUCACGGAUGUCAUCAAGGAUGCCGUUGGACGACCGCGACCAGACUUGAUCGCGCGAUGCUCGCCGGACAUCUCCACGCCGAAGAACGAGCUGGUUGGGGUGGAAGUGUGCACAGAGACUAUCCACCACGUCUUGCACGACGGCUGGCGCAGCUUUCCAAGCGGACACAGCAGCUUCUCGUUCGCUGGACUCGGGUACCUAAGUUUGUUCUUCGCGAGCCAGACACAUCUGAUGCAUCCAAGAACGAGUCUGCUGACUGUGCUGUUGUGCAUCGCGCCUUUGCUCGGGGCGGCAUUGAUCGCGAUAUCCCGGCUGGAAGACUACAGACAUGACAAGGAGGACGUGACGGUCGGUGCGAUUUUGGGGCUACUGGUGGCAUAUUUCACCUGGCGGAGGUACUACCCUGGACUGCUGGACAAGCAUUCUGACGAGCCGUACUCUAUGCCAACGAAGAGCGGGAUUGCGGGUCCGAACGAUGGCUUCCAGCGGGUCAGGGAUGAAGAGGAGGCGUAUGGGAUUGAUGAGGACGGACCUGCUGGAUAUGGGGCGAGAGACGGACCUCGAUGA